Nicotiana tabacum (common tobacco) is the source of this 1654-nucleotide messenger RNA. Its product is annotated as PHD finger protein ALFIN-LIKE 4-like. Gene Ontology annotation, biological process: regulation of DNA-templated transcription. Gene Ontology annotation, cellular component: nucleus. Lineage: Eukaryota; Viridiplantae; Streptophyta; Magnoliopsida; Solanales; Solanaceae. The record is from RefSeq and is a predicted model, not a curated record. Gene Ontology annotation, molecular function: histone binding; transcription cis-regulatory region binding; transcription coregulator activity.
CCCCCUAUAUAUUUUCAUUUUUUUUUUUCAUUUCCCUCCAACAGCUUCUCUCUCUUUUUGUGCUUUGUUCACUCUCAACUCCCAGUUGCCUCUCUGCAUUCUGUAGAUAAUAAUUUAUACAAAAGGGAUGGAAGGUGGUCAACAGUACAAUCCUCGAACAGUUGAAGAAGUUUUUAGAGAUUUCAAGGGUCGUAGAGCUGGCCUUAUUAAAGCUCUUACUACUGAUGUCGAAGAAUUUUAUCAGCAGUGCGACCCAGAAAAGGAAAAUCUUUGCCUAUAUGGAUUUCCAAGUGAACAGUGGGAAGUCAAUCUACCAGCUGAAGAAGUGCCCCCAGAGCUUCCAGAGCCUGCUCUUGGAAUUAACUUUGCCCGUGAUGGCAUGCAAGAGAAGGACUGGCUAUCUUUGGUUGCUGUGCAUAGUGAUGCAUGGUUACUUGCUGUUGCAUUUUAUUUUGGUGCUAGGUUUGGUUUCGAUAGAGCUGAUAGGAGAAGAUUGUUCAAUAUGAUAAACGAUCUUCCCACAAUUUUUGAGGUUGUGUCUGGGACAGCCAAGAAACAAUCAAAAGAGAAAUCAUCAAUGUCAAACCACGGCAGCACCAAGUCCAAGUCAAAUUCCAAGGUGGCACAGCGUGGCUCUGAACCGCCACCCAAGUACUCAAGGCCACAACUGAAAGAUGAGGAUGAAGAUGGUUUGGAAGAGGAGGAAGAUGACGAGCAAGGAGAAACACUAUGUGGUGCAUGUGGUGAGAAUUACGCAUCUGACGAGUUCUGGAUCUGCUGUGACAUAUGUGAGAAAUGGUUCCACGGGAAAUGCGUUAAGAUCACUCCAGCUAGGGCUGAACAUAUCAAGCAGUACAAAUGCCCCGCCUGCAGCAACAAGAGAGCACGCACCUGAUUGUCAGGUCACUGGGCUCGCACUUAAUCAGGGAAUUAUUAACAAGAUCAUUUUCUAAUCUGAGGAAAUCUCUUUUCGAGAAGCUUGAAAAGGUCAUAGGUAUUGUUUCUAGGUUGCUAUGUUGUCCAGUUCUUAGUCAUAGUUGGUGGUUUAGGUCUGCUUUUUUCUAUGUAGGUUGCAGAUGUAGUUGGUUGUGUAGUCUUAGAUUAUGGUGUUAAGACUCCACUCUCAAUUACUGUCUGUUUCAUUUAAAGGGAAGUCAAUCUCAGUCAUAUGGUGGAAGGAUAUGUUGUUAACUGCCUGCUUGCAUAAAUUUGUGUAAACUGAUGUUCUAUGUGCUAAUUAUGCUUUGACUGCAUGAUUUGGUUUCAGUAAAUUGAUGGAAGAUGAGAUCUGCUGUUGGUUGUUGAGACCUUUCUUGAGGAUGCUGGCCAUUCCAGAAAUCACAUCAGCAAUCUAUUAUACUCUUGGUAAAGCUGCAGGAAAUGUUGCCGCAGAGGAAUAUGCAUCUUACCUUCACAGGCACUAAGGCUGUAUUGUGGCUCGGGCCAAAUGGGCCUAAACAGGCCGGGCCAAACGUGCUUGGGCUUGAGGCGGGCCGGGCUGAGGCGGUGUCGGGCCAAACGGUCCCAAUGUGUGGAACCGGCCCACGGUGGUCCUAAGCCCACAUGGUCCCGGGCUAAAUGGACCGGGCCCGCGGGCCUAAACGGGCCUAACAGGCGUUUUUUGUUUCGGGCUAUUCUUUUUAAAUUUUUUUUA